GGUCGCUUCCUGAGCUGCUUCGCCGAGCAGGGGCUGCUCCCGGGGCGGGACGGCGGCGAUCCCGGGGUCCGCCCUUUGUGCGUCGUCCUGGAUGACAACUUCUACUACCGCAGCAUGCGAUACGAGGUGUUCCAGCUGGCUCGCGAGUAUUCCCUGGGCUUCUGCCAGCUCUUCCUGGAGUGCCCCCUGGAGCUGUGCCUGCAGAGGAACCGCCUGCGGGGCAGCCCGGUGCCCGAGGGGACAAUCUGCCGUAUGGCACAGAGAGUGGAGCUGCCAGAGCCUGAGAAGAACCCCUGGGAGCAGAACAGCCUCAUCCUGAGCAGCUCUGCGUGCACCCCGGAGGAGCAGUGUGAUGCCGGGCUGAUGGAGGCUUUCCAUGUGCAGAUAAUUAAUUUGCUGGGUGCUGCGUUGGAAAAUCCCGUGAAGCAAUACAAGGAAAACACUGAGCAGAAGGAAGCAGAUCGAGCGAUCUGUGCAGCCAGUGCUGUCCAUCAAGCUGAUCAGACAUGCAGACGAAUCAUCUCUCAAACUAUGAAGGAGGCAAAAGAUAAGAACGUGCUCCCAAGUGAGAUGAAAAGCCUGGCAGAAGAACUUAACAAACUCAAAGCAGAAUUUUUGGAAGAUCUGCGGCAUGGAAGUCAUGUGGAAAACGAAUCUGGCCAACAAAAUCCCACCAUUGACCCUGCUACCAGUGUGCUUUCUUCAUUCCAACUUGAGGCAACCGAUAUACUUAAUAAAUAUCUUUUAAAGUAAUAA
Molecule: messenger RNA, 756 nt
Organism: Meleagris gallopavo (turkey)
Lineage: Eukaryota; Metazoa; Chordata; Aves; Galliformes; Phasianidae
Source: RefSeq, a predicted model, not a curated record